This is a messenger RNA of Marmota monax (woodchuck), 2748 nucleotides long. It is a transcript of the gene Eif2s3, whose product is annotated as eukaryotic translation initiation factor 2 subunit gamma. The coding region runs from base 57 to 1475 and encodes 472 amino acids. The record is from RefSeq and is a predicted model, not a curated record. The transcript has 12 exons. NCBI's taxonomy places the organism in Eukaryota, Metazoa, Chordata, Mammalia, Rodentia, Sciuridae. Gene Ontology annotation, biological process: formation of translation preinitiation complex; positive regulation of translational fidelity. Gene Ontology annotation, cellular component: eukaryotic translation initiation factor 2 complex; cytosol. Gene Ontology annotation, molecular function: translation initiation factor activity; GTPase activity; GTP binding.
GGGACCUGCGUACUGUCAGGCGGCCGCCAGAGCAACUUCCUUCCUCUCCGGGCAAGAUGGCGGGGGGAGAGGCUGGAGUGACUCUGGGGCAGCCGCACCUUUCUCGGCAGGAUCUCGCCACCUUGGAUGUUACCAAGUUGACGCCACUAUCACAUGAAGUUAUCAGCAGACAAGCCACAAUUAAUAUAGGUACAAUUGGUCAUGUAGCUCAUGGGAAGUCCACAGUUGUAAAAGCCAUUUCUGGAGUUCACACUGUCAGGUUCAAAAAUGAACUAGAAAGAAACAUUACAAUCAAGCUUGGAUAUGCUAAUGCUAAGAUUUAUAAACUGGAUGACCCAAGUUGUCCUCGGCCAGAAUGUUAUAGGUCAUGUGGAAGUGGCACACCGGAUGAAUUUCCUACAGAUAUUCCAGGGACCAAAGGGAACUUCAAAUUAGUCAGACAUGUUUCCUUUGUUGACUGUCCUGGCCAUGAUAUUUUGAUGGCUACUAUGCUGAAUGGUGCAGCAGUGAUGGAUGCAGCUCUUCUUUUGAUAGCUGGUAAUGAAUCUUGUCCCCAGCCUCAGACUUCUGAACACCUAGCUGCUAUAGAAAUCAUGAAACUGAAGCAUAUUUUGAUUCUACAGAAUAAAAUUGAUUUGGUAAAAGAAAGUCAGGCUAAAGAACAGUAUGAACAAAUCCUUGCAUUUGUACAAGGUACAGUAGCAGAAGGAGCUCCCAUUAUUCCAAUUUCUGCUCAGCUGAAAUACAAUAUUGAAGUCGUUUGUGAGUACAUAGUAAAGAAAAUACCAGUACCCCCAAGAGACUUUACUUCAGAACCCCGACUUAUUGUUAUUAGGUCAUUUGAUGUCAACAAGCCUGGUUGUGAAGUUGAUGACCUUAAGGGAGGUGUUGCUGGUGGAAGUAUUCUGAAAGGAGUAUUAAAGGUGGGCCAGGAGAUAGAAGUCAGACCUGGUAUUGUUUCCAAAGACAGUGAAGGAAAACUCAUGUGUAAACCAAUCUUUUCCAAAAUUGUAUCACUUUUUGCCGAACAUAAUGAUCUUCAGUAUGCUGCUCCAGGGGGUCUUAUUGGAGUUGGAACAAAAAUCGACCCCACUUUGUGCCGUGCUGACAGAAUGGUGGGGCAGGUACUUGGUGCUGUUGGAGCUUUACCUGAGAUUUUCACAGAAUUGGAAAUUUCCUAUUUCCUGCUUAGACGACUUCUAGGUGUACGCACUGAAGGAGACAAGAAAGCAGCAAAGGUCCAAAAACUGUCUAAGAAUGAAGUGCUCAUGGUGAACAUAGGAUCACUGUCAACAGGAGGGAGAGUUAGUGCUGUCAAGGCUGAUUUGGGCAAAAUUGUUUUGACUAAUCCUGUGUGCACAGAAGUAGGAGAAAAGAUUGCCCUUAGUCGAAGAGUUGAGAAACACUGGCGUUUAAUUGGUUGGGGUCAAAUAAGAAGAGGAGUGACAAUCAAGCCAACCGUAGAUGAUGACUAAAGAAUCCCAGUUAAAUAAUGCAUUUGGAUGGAGCUGGAAUUUCUCUUAACAACCUAGGGGUAUAUUUUCAGAGCAAUACUAUGGAAUUAAUUUCACAGCUCAUUACCUUAGUAGGUAGCUGUAAGGUUAUUCUCAUUUUUUGAUGAUGAAAAUUUAACCUGAGCUAAUAUAGUAUCUACAAUAAAUGUAAAAAUUGGUGUAGUGUUGGAUUGAAUCUACAUUUUAACAGAAGUUAAACAUUCCUAAGUAAUGUAUAAUUUAUACAUCCAUGCAGGUUUAAAAUGAAACUGUUUGCCACACAUCCAGCCUUUGAUGUAACAUGCAUGCCAUGGAAUCUGUUUGAAAUAAAAAUUUUCCUUUUCUUUUUUAUGAUUCUUUUCUGUAGCACCAGGCUGAAGGACUGUUACACCAGUAAAAACUGGAAGACACCGACUCCCUUUGGCCCCAUAUUUUAUGUUUUAUCUUUGAAAUUUAAAACCUAACAGUCACUCAUUGGAAAUAAUGUUAGGCCAAAUGAUUCUAGAUAACUAACAAAGAUCUUUCCAGUCUUUACAUUUGGAGGGGGUUUGUUGGUUGAUAGGUUGCACUGCUGGGGAUCUAACCUAGGGUCUCAUGAGGCAAGUGCUUUACCUCUGAGCUGUACCCCCUGCCCUGUUUGUUUCUUAACUACUUAAUUGGUAUGAUUAUGAAAUAGAUUCUAAUCUUAGUAAUCUUUGGACUUUGCAAGAGAUUAAAAGGUAAAAAAGCAAAAGGUGAGUCCUUUUAAUUUUUAACACGUUUUCCACGUCCCUGUAUUCUUCCUGGUACUGUGCUUUUAAAUUUUUAUUUAUUUAUGAUUUUGCUUCAUAAGAGAUUCUGUUUUUUUAAAACUCCCCAGUGUUGAGAAGUAGGCAUAUUAAAUAAAAGUACCUCGAGCUGGGGAUGUGGUUCAGUGGUAAGAGUGCUUGCCUAGCAUGUGCAGGGUCCUUGGUUCAAUCCCCAGCACCACCAAAAAAAAAAAAAAAAAAUUGGUAGUCUGAUAAUAUGCUUUAGUUUGCUUUUCUUAAAUCUACAUUGAGAUGAGAUUUAAUGCCACAGUCUGUCAUAUUGUGCUCUUUUGGACAUUGAAGUUGCCUUGACGAAUUUUUGAAGCUGUGGGGUAGUAGGCUGUGAUUUGUUAAUGAGUUUUGAAGAAACAUUAUUAAUGUUACAAUGCUUGAUUGACUUUGAAAGGUUGUGCUGUAUCAUAAGGAACACAUUUAAAUAAAACAAGAUUUUAAAUUUAGCAAUUUUA